CUACACAUAAUUUUCUUUAGAACAGAAGAAUCUCACGCUUUUGUGGAAAAGAGAAAGUGCAAAGAAUUAAUGUUUCCAUAAUUUUCUUCAUAUUUUGGUAUGUGAUGAGUUAGUUCUCUUUAGAGGUAGAAAAGGCCCUAAUGCUUAAUUCUGUUGUUGAUAAAUAAACAAAUUGAUCGGAAAUUAUUAGUCAAUCUAAGUUCCUAAAUCGUUUGACAAUAUCACUAUUGUUUGACUUUUCCCUAUCAUUCAAAGUUUUGUAUGCAGUCCAUCACGUUAUUUUGGGUUUUUAAGACAUUGAACUAUAAAAAAACUCAUUAAAAGUGCAUUAAAAACAAAGAUAAAUGGACGUUCAUUUUAGUCAACAAAAUUAAUAGUCAAAUCCUUUUUUAAGCUAUGAUGCAAAGCAAGGAAUGAUCGACAUAUAUUAUUUAUUAUAUGGUCAAUCAUGGAGGAUUUAAAGCACAUUUUAAAUUUUAAUUUAAUUUGUGCCUUGUUAAGAUGAUUCCAUCCAUGUUUUGUUAUUUGACUAUUUGUCGGUCUUCUGUCCUUAUUAAACCGAUUGGUGUUGUACAGAAAGUCAAGGCGCCUGUUGGUUGACUCACCUGCUUCUGUUAGGUCGCCGUUAAAAUGGCUGACGGCGUCAACGGAGGAGGAGGAGAUGGCGGCUCUGCUUCGCGGCCGCACCGGCUACCGCGGUGGACGCGGCGCGAGAUCAUGGUGCUGAUAGAGGCGAAGCGGGCUGCGGAGGGUAGAGGGAGGGGCGCCCGCGGGCCCCGAUCGGCGGCGGGGGAGACGAAGUGGGAGUGGGUGUCGGCCUACUGCCGGCGGAAGGGGGUGGACCGAGGGAUGUUGCAGUGCCGGAAGCGGUGGAGCAAUCUGGCGUGCGACUUCAAAAAGGUACGGGCGUGGGAGGGCGGGGAAGGGGCGGCGGCUGGUGAGUCCUUCUGGGCUAUGAGGAACGACUGCCGGAGGGACCGGCGGCUGCCUGGGUUCUUCGAUAAGGAGGUCUUUGACAUCCUUAACUGGGCUGUGCUGAACGAGUUGGAGGCGGAGGAGGAGGAGGAGGCUGAGGUCAAGGUUCGUGACGGUGGGGAGGGGGAAAACGAAAAAGAGGAAGACGAAGUGGAAGUGGAAGAGGAGGAGGCAGUCUUUGAUAGCGGUCGGACUGCAGCGGAUAAUGGUUUGUUCUCCGAUUGCGAGCACGAAAAUGGGAUGGAUGGGCAAGAGAGGCUGCCGCCGCCGAUUGCGGUGACGCCAAUAUCUGAGAGGAAGUUCGAGCCAUUUCAACAGGAAUUUUCGGAUCCAGGGAUCGUCAACGAUAGACAACCAGCUAAUGACCAUGAGACACAAUCAUCACAGGGACUGAAGCGGCGGCGCAUUUCACCAGAAGAAGGAAGUAGCAAUUUUGACAACCAACUGAUCAAAAUCAUAGAGAGAAACAACAAGAUGAUCGUGUCACACUUCAAUGCUCAAAAUGCCAACUUACAACUGGAGAGGGAUCAAAGGAGGGAGCAAGCUAAUAGUCUUCUUGAUGUUCUUAACAAACUUGUCGAUGCUGUUGGAAGAAUUGCAGAUAAACUAUAAACCUCUGAGAUGAUUGAUGAAUGGAGCACAUAGGACGUCGACAAUCCAUUGUGUUUUGCAAAUUUGAGCAGCAAUAACAAAUUAGACAUUGUAGGAACACCAUUUCUUUAUUGAUUCAGUGUUGAAAAUAGACAGGGUUUAGCUGAUCAAUUGAUCAAUAAAUCCUGUUGUGGGCUGGUUUCAAUUCCUUCUCCUGUAAUGAUCAACUUUUAACUUUCUUCUCUUUUACUGAAAGCAUGCAGAUGUACAUGUGGAAUUAUAAUCAGUUAGCUGAUUUCUAUUUGCACAAAAGAAAAACACAA
Messenger RNA from Musa acuminata AAA Group (dessert banana), 1889 nucleotides. Its product is annotated as trihelix transcription factor ASR3-like. The coding region runs from base 631 to 1587 and encodes 318 amino acids. The transcript has 3 exons. Lineage: Eukaryota; Viridiplantae; Streptophyta; Magnoliopsida; Zingiberales; Musaceae. The record is from RefSeq and is a predicted model, not a curated record.